This is a messenger RNA of Clonostachys byssicola, 2652 nucleotides long. NCBI's taxonomy places the organism in Eukaryota, Fungi, Ascomycota, Sordariomycetes, Hypocreales, Bionectriaceae. The record is from the annotation of a GenBank genome assembly.
AUGGCUGAACCAAGCACCAUCACCACGUCGCCGAUUGAGAGGCUCCCAUCGGAGCUCGUCGCUCAUAUUGCGAUCUCGUCAGUCUGGAGACAGAAAUACACGUUGAGCCUGAGCCUGAAGGACUUUUCUGCAUUUGCCCGGACAAGUGGCCAUUUCCACAGCAUUCUGAACCCUCUUCUGUACCAACACAAUUUCAAACAUGAUAUGCCACAUCGUUCGUGUGUUCUUUGGGCCGCGGAGCACGGCAACAUCGACGCGUUGAAAAGAGCACACUCCUACGGGGCUGAUCUCAAUAUUGAUGGGUCCAUAGAUGAGUCGGAUUUUACCAUCCCUCUGCGCUCUCUCCGCUGCAGAUAUAUUGCGACUGCUCUGCACUUAUCUAUUCGCUAUGACAAUAUGGACAUAUUCAACUACCUCCUAGAUGAGAAUGUUGAUAUGGAUGUUCCUUCGAGGGGUCUUUGUACAUGCAUGGUUGGAGGCGACCCAAAGCCAUAUCCUCUCCAUAUGGCUCUCAGCCACAGCACGAACCCUUGGUUUGCGCAAGAGCUGAUUGCAAAAGGGGCAUAUCGCGUGGCCGAGCAGGUACCAGCCAUUGCGUACAUGGAAAUCAUGGAGGAGCAUAGCGAAGUUAUUGAACGUCUUCUCCAGCGGUCUGAGCCUCUCGCUAUGGGCGCGUCUCUGCAAUUUGCAGUAAGGAACAGGAGAUCUGAUCUUGUCCGCGAGCUUCUGGACAAGGGAGCAGAUAUUACGUACAGAAAUCCUGGUUCAGGCGCAACAGCUCUUCAUGUUGCAUUGGAUGACCAGAAUGAGGAUUUGGAAAUCCUCAAGUUGCUUGUAGCUCAUCCUGAAGCCCCUCUGGCUAUCGCGGAUGACUCGGGCGAGUUUCCGAUUCACUCCUGUGCCGCUAAGCCAGCGCUUGUGGAGGCCAUGAAGCUUCUACUCGCUCAUCCCAAAAUCGACCCUUUGGCCUCCAAUAUAGGAGGAGCUACCGCCCUUGAUCUCGCAGCAAACUACUCUGCUCCCAUGUUUAGUCUCCUUGUGAGACACCCAGCGGUGAAGCCAUACGACGAGGAACAAUGGCCUGAUGAUAAGCCACUUCAUCUUGCUCUGGAUUGUAUUAGUGACUGUCUGGACAUUAUCAAAUUCCUUCUAGCGCAGCCUGAAGCCCAUGUUUCUGUACGAGGAAUCGACAUGAAGACUCCCCUCCAUAUCUGCGCGGUCAAUGCAGAAUUAUUCGAAAUUGCGAAGCUACUCCUAGCACAUCCCACAUGUAGCUUUGAGUGUCCUCAAAAUGACAUGGACAGUUAUAAUAAGACACCUCUGCUCUAUGCUGUGUGGUCUGGAUCUAUUCCCAUGAUGAGAUUGAUCCUCAGUCAGCCUGAUAUUGAUGUCUCAGCUGCCACUAACACGGGAAACACCCCCCUACACGCCUGCGCAUCUAAGCCAGCAUUGUUUGAAGUCGCUCAGGAAAUCCUGGCCCAUCCAAGUAUCAAGCCUUCUCGAGGUAAUGCGUCCGGUUCGACCCCGUUGUUGUAUGCUGCGAAAUCUGGGUACCUUCCUAUGGUUAAGUUGCUCCUCGCCCAACCCGGCAUCAACGUUUCGGAGGCUAAUAGGGACGGACAAACCCCCCUUCACGUCUGUGCAGCUAACCCGAAGUUGCUCGAGGCCACCAAAUUACUCCUUGCUCACCCUGAUAUUCAAACAACUGGGGAGGAUAGACACGGCAUGUCCCCGCUCGCAUACGCGGUCGAGUCUGGAUCUAUCGCCAUGUUUGACCUCAUUGCAAACCGACCUGAAGUUGACAUUUCACCACUUUUUCCCAAUGGCCGAAACGUGCUCCAUAUAGUUUGUAUGUCCGAAGAGACUGAGGACUCCAAACGCUUGGCCGAAGAUCUCAUCGAUCGCGGUGUUCCCAUCAAUGAUGGACUCGGACCCUGGGGAACCCCUCUUUAUUGCGCGAUUCGAAAAGGAAACUAUCGAACAGCAUUGAUGCUUCUAUCCCGAGGUGCCGACCCGAAUUCAAAGUUUGACGCCUAUGAUCCUUGGGGCCCCCUACACCACCUCCUCUCGCAAACGCAUCCUGGUAAGACCGAGCUGGUCAGGGAGCUCCUUAGGGAGCUCAUCGCGAAGGGAGUAGAGGUGGACAGACGGACUCAGGACUAUAGGAACAUCGGUCAGGAGAAAAUUGACUUCGACUUUGGCGGGACGCCGCUCGCCUUUGCUCUUUUUGGUGCCAACGACGUCGAAUGCAUGAAGCUUCUCCUUCGUGCCGGAGCGAAUGCCAGAGCCCUGGCGGGUUCCUCCGCCGAAGGCGCAAGACAAUCUAUAAUUGCUGCCCUAUUCCAGACUCUCCGUGAUUAUACCACCACAGAAGAGGAUGUUGAGAACAUAAAGGAGGGGGUUGUCCUCCUUCUCAGGCGAGGCUGCGCCAUUGGCCAAUUUGGGAAUGGGACCACAGCCCUUGAAAACGCUUCCGACGCUGCUCAUCUUGCGGACAAUUGGCUGUUGCUGAACUUGCUGAUGGAGCAUGCUACCCUUCACAACAUCGAUCCAGGCUACGUGGAGGAGCUAGCUGAUGAUUACGAACCCGAGGCGGUAGAGAUCAAAGCGGCGCUUGCCAAUUUCAUAGAGAAACUGUUUGGAAACCUGUAG